AUGAAGGGCUUUGUUACUGUGAAGGUCACCUUAGCCAUGCUUAUGGCUGCUAUUGUGGAUGCCAAGAUCUAUGAACGCUGUGAACUGGCACUGAAGCUGGAGAGGGCAGGCCUCAACAGCUUCAAGGGCUACACCGUUGGAGACUGGCUGUGCAUGGCACACUAUGAGAGUGGUUUUGACACUUCCUUCGUGGACCACAAUCCUGACGGCAGCAGUGAAUACGGCAUUUUCCAGCUGAACUCUGCCUGGUGGUGUGACAAUGGGAUUACACCCACCCAGAACCUCUGUCACAUGGAUUGUCGUGACCUGCUCAACCACCAUCUUCUAGAUGAUAUCUUGUGUGCCAGGCAGGUGGUGUCCUCACAGAAUGGUAUGACUGCUUGGUACAGAUACCAGGCAGAAAGAAAUUCCAAAUACAUGUCUCCUAUACUCCGAGCUUGAGGGAAAGAAAGCACACAUUGCUCUAACAGAAAUUGGAACAAGAAAGGAACAAUAAAUAUAAGUGACUCUGUUUAAGAAAAAUGCCUUCAAAUUGAGGAAAGACUGUGAAAAUAGGUUUAGAGAGCCAUAAAUAAGAAAAAGGAUUUUGAAAAGGAGCAGAUCCAGGAGUUUGAGGGAGGGGACUCAAAUAGAAUGGGAAGAAUCUUUCAGGAAGGCUGAAAGCAAUGAAUGUGACCAAGAGAAUGAGCAGAAGUACAAGGCAGAUUGUAGUCUGGUUCCUCACCACUUCAUUCCAAGAUUACCAUGAAACAACAACCCACAAGACUAACAAUUUGGAGUUAACAGAAAAAGUUCAUAUGCUUAAGGAAGAUAUUUCCCAGCUUUUAAAGAUGUCUGUUCCUCACUGACCCACUGGGGUCUUACUCAUCAUCUCCAUCUGUCCCUUUCUUAUUUAUCUGUAUAACUCAAGCUUGGAAUUUCUCUCUUUAUGAUCCAGAGUCCUCCCUUCUCCAAACAGGUAAUCACAUCUGGUUUGAUAACAGGAUACCCUGCUAUGGAAAUGAUAUAUGAUUUGGGCACACCAAUGUGGGCUUCAGGGCCUCAGAGUAAUUAGGAAGUACCUGUUGAUAAGCAUAAAUUUCACAUGAGAGAUGAAAAUACACUCUGUUCAGUAUAAGAGGGAUUAGGAACUUUUAAUCCCUGGAACUUGAGGUCAAAGUAUUGAAACACUUCAGAGAUGUAAUGUUAUCCUAUUUGGUACACUGUAAAUUACUCAGGGAAGCCAUCCUCACACACAGUGACCACAUGACUAUAGUUCUAUGGCAUCACAUCUCUGUAAAGUGUCCACCGAGAGGAGUCCAGAUGAUUCCACUCCUCCUGCGUGAAGUCCACAGCCACAUCCUCAAAUGACACCAAUCCCUGGAGUUGCAUACUUCUGUUCAUUAAGUCUGAUAGAAAUUUAAAUAAUAUAUUUUAAGAUAAAAGGAAUAUUCUUCAGAGAGAGGCUACUGUUUAAUAAUUUCAAAAAAGCCUUCUCUGAGAUGUUUGCAAUACCUAUCGCUAGUGAAGGGCUUUUA
Molecule: messenger RNA, 1517 nt
Organism: Felis catus (domestic cat)
Lineage: Eukaryota; Metazoa; Chordata; Mammalia; Carnivora; Felidae
Product: sperm acrosome-associated protein 5
Exons: 4
Coding region: 1-441 (146 amino acids)
Biological process (GO): fusion of sperm to egg plasma membrane involved in single fertilization
Cellular component (GO): sperm flagellum; acrosomal vesicle
Molecular function (GO): lysozyme activity
Source: RefSeq, a predicted model, not a curated record